Prunus armeniaca (apricot) is the source of this 198-nucleotide messenger RNA. The record is from the annotation of a GenBank genome assembly. Lineage: Eukaryota; Viridiplantae; Streptophyta; Magnoliopsida; Rosales; Rosaceae.
AUGGACACGUCGAGAAAACUAAUUGCAUACCGCACUACUAAACAGAAACCAACCGGCGAAAGCCCUUUUUCCUUGGCUUAUGGAACUGAAGCCGUCAUCCCCACAGAAAUUGGACUACCCACAGUCAGGACUUUGGUGGUAGAAAGCAACGAUAAUGAGCAACAACUAGCUCACAACCUUGACAUGCUUGAAGAAUAG